Molecule: messenger RNA, 936 nt
Organism: Dovyalis caffra
Lineage: Eukaryota; Viridiplantae; Streptophyta; Magnoliopsida; Malpighiales; Salicaceae
Source: the annotation of a GenBank genome assembly
AUGCGAGAGGAAGUGUCGGCUCAAUUUCCUAACUUUGAUCCGGAUGCCCGAUCCUUGAGACAAGAAUCAUUUGAAGGAGGAUGGAAUGUUACGGCCCGUUACGGCAUGUCAUUAGCCUUAAAUAAAGGGGAAGGAAGAAAUCGGGUACGUCGUACUAAUCAAAGGCGAAAUCGAGGCCGAGGAGAAAAAUCUUGUUGUGCCAUCAACCUCAAGACGGCAUCUCAACAAGCCCUCGACCUUGUCAUUUUGCCUUCUACUCCUAUGUUUGAAGAAAAAGGGUUGGAUUCGGAUUGGGUUCAGCUUGAUACUCAUACUUUCUCAACCCUCCGUUUGGGAGUUACAAAACAGAGACUUGCUUCCUUUAUCCUUGGCUUCACGGGCGAUGAUCAGAGGGCUGAGGCCCCAAAUUAUAGGGUGGCAUUGAUGGUUUUGGAGCAGCAGAUGGAUCACAGAUUCCAGCAUUUAGAAGGGUUCUUUGAAGAAAUUGUAGAUCGAUUAUAUGCUUUGGGCAUAGAUGCCAAUAAGAACCAGAAUGAUGACAAGCCACGCAUCGGAGAAGAUGCCAUUCGUGGGCAACCUAUCAUCAGGCCUACUCCUGGGGUUCAUUGGCAUAGACAACAGUUCUACGUGGAGGAUUCAAAUGACGAGGAGGAUUAUUUUGAAGAGCCUGUUAUGAGGAAUGCUGGCCAAAAGAGGCGUGAUUAUGGUUAUAGGGAUCCAAAUAACUCCAGGCUAAAGGAUGUACCUAUACAUAUUGAUAGGUAUAAAGAAUACAAAUCUCUUAGAAAACAUAAGGUUACACAGCGAGGGGAAGGAGACAAUGAAAUUUGCUACGAGCUAGAUGAAGACGAUGAUGAGUAUGAUGUGGAUGAUGAUUGCCAAAAUUAUGUGGUGAAGAGAAUGAAGCUGACACCAAAGCAAGAGAAUAACACUUAG